Molecule: messenger RNA, 3709 nt
Organism: Scophthalmus maximus (turbot)
Lineage: Eukaryota; Metazoa; Chordata; Actinopteri; Pleuronectiformes; Scophthalmidae
Gene: b3galt6
Product: UDP-Gal:betaGal beta 1,3-galactosyltransferase polypeptide 6
Exons: 2
Coding region: 529-1548 (339 amino acids)
Biological process (GO): glycosaminoglycan biosynthetic process
Cellular component (GO): membrane
Molecular function (GO): UDP-galactosyltransferase activity
Source: RefSeq, a predicted model, not a curated record
UCCGAUGAAUGUUAUGUCCCAUUUUCAGAUGCCCUCUCUGAUAAGUUAGUCAAUUGCAUCUUGUUUAUGUUAUAAACGCUUCCCUACUAAUAAUAACAGCAAUACAAAUCAUGCAAAGCCCUUUGUUCACACGAGUGUUUAUGUGAGCCCCCCUCCGUCAGGGACUUCACUUCCGGUUCGUUUUCCGUCACGAACACACAGAAGCCAGCGCACAGAGCCCGAUGUGUCUCAACGCUCCGACACCAGACGCGGACACGGCGAUGCGCUAGCUGCCUCCCGCUCGUGCUGGACCAUAUCACUCCACUCGUCACUGACCUGCCCAGACGCCGUGGAACUCCCCGUCUCCCGCGUGGAUCAAUAUGAGCAGCCUGCGAGAGGGAGCGAGCUCACAAAGUGCGCACCGGGUCUCGUCUUGGUAGCUAACGUUAGCCCCCGCGGAGCUGCUGCUGCUGUCGGUCGGUCUGUGGCCCGCUCUGUCCGCACCAUCCACGGGACUGCUCCUUGUCCCUCAGUAAGACACACGGAAUCAUGAAUCUGUUUCGUCUGGUGUGCCGCCACAAGACAGCCCUGGUCAUCGGCACGGUUUGCAGCUUCGCCGUAGUCCUUGUCUUCUUGGCCAAGUGUACGUCGGAGACCUUGAAGCAGGGCCACCCGGACCCUCCAGGGUUGGCCCCCCGCGCCAUCGCUCUGCAAUCCCGUCCAGAGCAGCAUAACCCCCCCUCCACCGUCAAAGACUUAUCGGCGUUUCUCGUUAUCCUCAUCACGACCGGACCAAAGUACACAGAGCGGAGGAGCAUCAUCCGAAGCACCUGGCUCGCCAAGCGGGACUCUGAUGUUCUGGCCAUGUUUGUGGUCGGAACUCAGGGGCUUUCCAACGACGACCUUCAGAACCUCAACACAGAGCAGGGGCGCCACAAAGACCUGCUCCUACUGCCGGACCUGCAUGAUUCUUAUGAGAACUUGACACUCAAGCUGCUCCACAUGUACUCCUGGCUGGACCAGAAUGUGGAGUUCAAGUUUGUCCUCAAAGCAGACGAUGACACGUUUGCUCGCUUGGACCUCCUGAAAGAGGAGCUGAAGGGGAAAGAGCCCAGCCGGUUGUACUGGGGCUUCUUCUCGGGGAGAGGCCGAGUGAAAACGGCCGGCAAGUGGCGGGAAAGCUCUUGGGAGCUUUGUGACUACUACCUGCCCUACGCUCUGGGUGGGGGCUACAUCCUCUCUGCUGACCUGGUGCGUUAUGUGCAUGUCAAUGCGGGUUACUUCAAAACGUGGCAGAGUGAGGAUGUGUCACUGGGUGCCUGGCUGGCACCGGUAGAUGUUCGGCGGACGCACGACCCACGCUUUGACACGGAGUAUAAGUCGCGCGGUUGCAACAACAAAUAUCUGAUCACACAUAAGCAGAGCUUGGAGGACAUGCUGGAGAAACACCAGACUCUGCAGCGCGACGGCAGGCUCUGCAAGGAGGAAGUCAAGCUGCGGCUGUCCUACGUGUACGACUGGAGCGUGCCCCCUUCACAGUGCUGCCAAAGGAAGGAUGGCAUUCCGUAAUUUUUUUCCUUCUCACGUGGUUGAAGUUGGCUUUGGACUCGCAUCAUCUGAGUCAGGGAAAUUAAGGGAUAAUGUUUGUCAGCAAUACUCUAUUGUUACAUAAUUUGAAUUUGUGUAACAGAAACAUAGUAAAAGCAUUGAUGCUGUAAAAUUAAAUUUCACAUAUUGCUUACUCCAUCCAGGCCAGAGCAUCCAGUAUCCACAAAUUUGAAAAUAGCAUUCAAUAGUCUCUAUGUUAAUGUAGACCAGGUGUGAAUUAUGUUUUUCUGAUAAAUUGCCCUUUUUGUCAAAACAGAUUAGAGGAUUCAUAAUUCUUAAAGAGGUGGAUGUAUGGAUCAAAUCAACAUUUAUUUCAAAUCAACCUCCACACGAAUGGGAUUUUAAACAGUGCAACAGCUUUUACUUUGAAGUCAAGCACCAAAAAAAAAGUCGUUCCGUCACAAAAUGGUUAAUAGUUGGCUGAGAAAUAUUAUCCCUUAACCUUUAAAUCGGAAGCUAACUCCCAACUUACGUCUUUGUUGACCUGUAAAUUCCUUUUGGCCUUGUUAUUUGCACCCACGAUAAUGUCAGUGAUCUCCUUGGCACCAGUUGUCCAUGUCGGUGGCCUCCUUCUCUCACAUGUCUGUACUUCUUCUGCUGGACCUCUUGCUAAAUGUUUUUCGAAAACUAUAUGAGAAGUUUUUAUGUUAUGUGUAGUAGAUAGAGGAAGGUACCACAGUGCCAUGAUGUCUACAUUUUAAUUUGUAUUUAUUUAUUAUUAAUUUAUUCUUCAGCAAACACAACACACUGGUACUGAGGCACAGUGGAUGGGGUUGCUGCUUCUGAGUAGAAUUUGUAUUUAUAAACAUGUCUGGGGGGAAUUACGUGUAUUUCAAAUAAUUACUGGAGAAAGACAUGUUCACUUUUUAAUGUUUACAGUCAACGGUACACAAAGUUUAGGGAGUUGCACAGAGUGUGUAAGAGAAAAUGGUUGAAUGUGUUUUAUUCAGCAGGCCUUCUUAUUCAUUAUACUGGAGCCUACGUGAGGAGUCUGAUGAUAUUUACAUCAUUGUUGUGUCUCUGAUUUACAUUUUCAACGCCACAGUGACAUUUCACAGUUUGGUUGGUAUGUUUACUUCACAGAGAUUACAGAGAAGUUAUUUGUGAAUUGGUUUUAUUUUAAUUGUUUUGCAGCACACAACAGAUUGAGGCCAUAUCCACGCUUGUGCGUUUUUGUUUUAAAGCACAGUUUUUAGGGGUUGGCAACACUUAAUCAUAAUUUCCAAAAUUCACCAUUUCUUCCCGUCCAGACUAAAACUCAACCCCAGGGUUUUUAGGCUUUAGGGUUUUGAAACCUCCAGAGUAAUGUAAACGCCACACCAAUAUGUUUAAUUUGAAAGUGCAUCACCUUUGCUAUGUUCACUGACAUCCACACUACUCUGGAGUUCCUUCUAAAAUUGAGAUUUUUGCAAAUGAUGACGUGUAUACACACACACACACAUUCGCUUACUGUUGGUUCUCAUCAUUCAUGACUUGAAUGCAAGCUGCAAAGUGAACAUUAAGUGUUGCUAACGCUUAGCUUUCUGUAACAGUUCAACCUCGUCAUCAGGCCAAGAAAAGAAAUUCCAGCUCUUACUUCUCAGCUAUUGCUGUUUCUUGUCGUGAUAUCUACUGCAACUCAGAAACCCACUGCAAAGUCUAUCAAACUACAAACUGCUCCCUGUUUACACCUCUGCAUGCAUCACCAGUGUACGCGAGUCGUCAAGUGAAAUGUGUUUUUGGGUGUGCUUAUUUCUGAUGCGGACAGAGAUUGUGUUUGUUAUGUAACGCUUUUUAAAAUGGAAAUGUACAAGUGUGGAUAUAGCCUCAGGCACUACUCCAGCAGCUGGCACUUGGUCACUUUUUAAACAGUCCAUAAAUCAUAAUUGAAUGAUUUUCUGAUGUUAGACUCUCCAACCAUAACUCACUCUGUGAUGCCAAUGGCUGAGUGUACAGCAGUUUUGAGUUAAAGGACAAACGGUUGAGGAAUCCUGCAAAAAGAGCCACAAGUUAAUUCCUGUGACUGUUGUUUUUCUCUCCAUGGUCACAAGCAGAUUCUGAUUCAAUUUAACUUAUGUUUCAGUGUUUGUCUGUAUGUACAUGGUCAGCCUCCCCGGAUGUUUUAUUAAACAUUUUAUAUGUA